Molecule: messenger RNA, 1104 nt
Organism: Rhizoctonia solani
Lineage: Eukaryota; Fungi; Basidiomycota; Agaricomycetes; Cantharellales; Ceratobasidiaceae
Exons: 5
Coding region: 1-1104 (367 amino acids)
Source: RefSeq, a predicted model, not a curated record
AUGGUAUUUCCAGAAGACCACCCACCUUGGUGGUGUACACAUGAUGAGAAACUGCUGCUGGUGCCUCACAACAACUCGGGACAGCUUUGCAACGGCUCCAUUAGCUCAGCUGCAGAUAACAAAAAGAUAAAGCUCCGUCUGGCAGCAAAGAAAGCUCAUGAAGAGUAUUUGAGGCGUAUAAAAAGCCAGAGCCAAGACUCACCUGAACUUACCCCACCAGACAACCAGUCAACAGAAACACUAAACCAUGGGAAUAUUAGUACAGUUUGGCCAAGACAAUCAUUGGAGGAGCCUCUGGCAGCCAUUGGAAGCAGGAGUGGAAUGGCCACUACUUUUCAAACCGACACAAAGAACGCACUUGAAAAAGUCUCUGAUGCAAUCUGGACCCCCCAACCAGGAGGUGGCUACAUGUACCACCAGCUUGACCAAACCACUCAAGACAGGUUUGCUGCAAUAAAAGCCUGUCUUGUCAAUUAUCUUUGUCCAGACACCAAGGGGUUCAUGGUUGAGUCCCUGAUUGCAGCACGGGGUCAAUGCAGAACACCAACAUAUGCACAAUCAAUUCAAAGGUGGAUCCAACAACUCAUUGCAACUGGAGACUUACCAUAUUUUAAACAUGGGUGGUGGAAUGUCCCCCUAUUGGGGGAUGAGGACAUUGGGCAUGAAAUUAAAGCCCAUCUUCAAGAGGUUGGGAAGCAAGCCUGUGCCAAAGCCAUUGUCAAUUUCUUUUCAGAUACAGAGACUCAAACUUGCCUAGGUGUCUCAAAACCAAUCAGUCUACGCACAGCGCAGCAUUGGAUGUCCAAAUACAGGGGUUUCCGUUGGCAGAAGGAGCCCAAGGGGCAGUAUUUUGAUGGACACAAACAAGCCAAUGUGGUUGACUAUUGCCAAAAAACCUAUGUUCCAUUCAUGCAGGAUAUUGAACAACUCACCGGAGUAUACAACAAGAAAGGCACAUUGGAUCCCCAACAUCCUAUCCUGCUGCACCCAGGAGAGAAGCCAACAAUUGUGUGGUUUCAUGACAAAUCAGUCUUCUUUGCCAAUGACCGUUGGCUUGUGCAUUGGUGUUACACCCUCAAGAAUUAUACCAUUGGAUUCGUCUAA